GGACUCGAUGCUCAAGCUCCUUCUCCCAUAGAACAGUUUGGUGCUCUAGAAGGAAAUGAAAUCGUUGAAGAUGUAAAGAUGCAAGUGCAGAAUGAAUGUCAGCAAGCUCCUAUCACAGGCAACCAGAUGGAAAUAAGCCGCGAGAGACACUAUCCAGGUGGCGAGGAUACCUGGAGUCCAAGGCUGGGCUUCGGUUUGCUUGCUCAGGCGUGUGGCUUUCUACCUCCACAAAUGUCUACAGCAGGAUGCGACGUCGACAAGGAUGAUAGCGAAACUCGACUACCACUAUCAGGGAACCCCUAUUCAUUAGAGGACGAAAAGCGUGCGAUGCAUAGGGAAGAUGCAGACAUUUCGAAUGCCGUACUCGAAGAGCACCAGCGUCGACUUUGCCGUGAGCGUCUUGUCAAUAACUUCAAGGCUGCUGUUAACGGGGGCAAAAAGGAUGCCAAUGAUGCACGAGCGGGAGGUAUCUUAAAAGACAAACUUCAGGUGAAGAUGGAAACCAGCCCCAAACCCAAAGGUGGUCCUCUAUUUUCUACUUGUAACGGGGGAAACUCAACCGGCGAGGUCAACAUGUCGUGGCAGCAAGACCACAAGGACAUGAUUGACGAAAAGGGUCCGACCGUGCUUUCCGGCACCUCGCAUUCCUCUUCUCGCGAGUCGUUUUCUUUGCCAAAUUUACCACUUUCAAGAUGCGGAUCUGAUAGCAUGACCUCAGGAGCUUCAACUGGAAUAAAUUUAGGAGCAUCUUCUGCAUCUGCUGGAGCUUGGUUAGAUGCGCGUGCACUGAAGAUCAAAAGCACUGAUCCGAAAAGUAUAGGCACGACAAGGGGUAAUUUGCCACCCGGCCAAGCCGAGCAUUUCGCUAUAGCUUCUCCGCCUUCAUCAUCGAGCAGUGGGGAGCAGAGUGCUGAACGCAAUCCAAUUUUCGGAGAUGCUGCUUAUGGUCGUGGUCAUCAUGAUUUUCGCAGUACUAGAGGAACAAGUAAUAGAACAAGCAGUCCCGACAUUUUCGUACAUGGUGGAGUGAACGAGCUAACGCGAGACGCGCACGGCAAUAUAAUCAAGCCUGCUUUCGCACUAAGCCCGUCACCAUUGAAUUCCUCGCCUGCGUCGUCGCAUGGUAAUCCUUUGGUUGACCAUUUUCCUCUUGUUCAAGAUCAUCUUCAAGUAGAUCAUGAACGUGUCGAAAUGCGUGUCGAAAAUGCGACCAUGCCUCAAGGUCUUGGUUCUUUUACUAGUGUGCCAUUUAUUCAUGUUCAUGAUGCAAGGGAAAAGGAAAGCACAGUACUUCUAGACAAAACAGCGACUUCUUCUAGACCUAGGGGUGGUUCUACUUCUACAUUUACCUCUACCUCUGGCUCAUCUGGUACAAGCAGAGACAAGGACAACUACACGAUUCUCCUUCUGCGACCGCCUGGGAAAGCGCUCCCACCUACAAGCAAAGAAGAAAUGACGCGCAUGAUCAUGAAGGAGAACAAAGAGCAGCGAGCUUCUGACGAAAAGCGCCUUGAAGACGUUGAUCGUGCGAAAGAUGUUUAUCUCUUUCCUGCUGUAGAAGUUAGGUCCACUCCUGUAGAAGUAGGAGAAGAAGGUAGUUGCGCUCAACAAAGUGAUCUGCUUGGAGUUGCUGGAGAUAAUGGCCAUGUUGUGCAUAGUAAGACGGUUCGUAAGUCUUCUACAACAAACAAAAUGCGGGGUGGAACAACAGGAGCUGCCGCUCCACCUAGUAGUACUGCUGCCUUAAGUUCGCCGUGCUUGUCGAGCCAAGUCACUCAGCGUAUUGGCGAACGCGUAAAAGCUCAACUACUUCAACAACAGACAACUUCUAGCUCACGUCAGGAAGAUGAACACGCUGUAGAAGGAACCGGCGUUGUUUCCUCAAGUCAAAAACGGAAGUUUCUACAUCUUGAACAAGUGGCGAAGCAAGAGGCUCAGUCCCUUCCGGACGACGAUUUUCACACUGCUGAUGAGGACUUAGAGGAUUUAGCAUCUUCGCAGCCACUACCGGACGAGCAGCAUCAUUCAACCACCAGCAGUACAAAAAAGAGUAACACUAAAACAAGUAAGAAUAAUAAAGUUCAUCAGCAUCAAGCUGUCCUUUCGAACAGUACCUCAGCGAAAAUGCGAGGUGGCUCAACACUUCAGCUGCCAUCUCCCGCCCAUCAGCCCUCACAGGCAACAAAUGAACAGAGUGCCGGACGAACUGGGUGGUUGUCAAGCAAAGCACGAGGACCAAACAGGGCAGUAGAAGCGGCGUCCGAUCCGCAAGCACAAGCAGCAACUUCUCUUGAUCCUGAAACGAAGCGGUAUUUUGAGAAGGAAGAGCAAAGAAUGAAACUCCUUAUGGGAGGGCAAGAAGCAAUGCAUCAUGGCAUACAACCUACAUCAACAAGAGGUGCCAUUAUUAAGGCUACCGUUGGAGCAUCCUCAGCUUCAUCCCUGGCUCUUUUUCUACUUAAAAAACGAGCCAAGGACGCUCUCGGGGAUGCGACCGCGGUAGCUCUAAUAUUAAGGGUUUCAGAUCAAAGCAUCAUCAAACUCCAGUGACUCUACUCCGGAAUAAGCAAAACACGAUGAUGAAGCAGGAGGGUCACCAUCCGGUACACGUAGAACAGUCAAGUGCCAUGGGUUCUGUUUCUGCGUUACCAUCUUCGAGUAAUGCUUCAGCAUCAAAUACGUCGGGAGCAGCACUUCAAGGUCUUUUCUUUGACCCUGUUCGUCAAGACUCGGUAGAAGCAGCUGCUUCAUCUCGUAGAGAGAGAGAUCCACUAACAGGAGCAUCAGAAAAUAUGAUCGACCAAGAACAAGUGGAACUGGAACAGCAUUAUCAGGAACAAGGAAGUGCAACUAAUCCAGGUGGUUAUUUUACAACAAAUUUGAGAAAUGAUUAUGAUAAUAGAGGAACUUCUGGAACAAGUACUAAAUCAGAUCAACGUCAGCAUCAAGAAUCAGGUGGAACAUCAAGCGGUAAAAACGGAAAUGGAAAUGUGAACAAUCUUCGCAGACCACCUACUCUGUCAGCUACUGCUGAACUACUGCGAACUCGAACAGCAGAGUUAGCAUUAAGGCUACUUACAAGAAAGCUCCCAUUUUCAGAAGCAUCUUGGUCCCUUUUUCAAAGGGAAAAGGAGAAUCAAGAUGAGUCCGAAGAUGGACGCGGUCUCUUUGUUCUAAUAGAAGGUCUCCAGUUUCAACAAUUGCUCGAUGAGCGCGGACCUUCCGCCGUUCAAGUGCCGGCUGCCGAUGCUAGGAACAAGCGAACAAAAACUGUCAUCCGACAAGGAGACCUCGAACGGAUGUUGCGCUUACAAGCUGGCGCGGACGAGCCAUCGCCUUCAUCUGGGGACAACUAAAACUACUUAAGUACGUUGUCUGAUUAGGAUAUGGAGGAAGCAUGAUGUUAUUGACGUUGUAAAAUGGUUGACAAGUAAAACAAAAUGAAUGAUCAUGUUGUUCAACAGAUUGAAUUAAUAGGACGAUAUUAACAUUAAGGGAACAAGAAAAAACUUAUGAAGAAGAUAGAAGCACAUGAACUGGACGAACACCAGCAUAUUACGGUUCGCAAUAUUGAGCACCCUAGAAAAAUAGAGAUGAAAAUGAAAAUAUAUCGUCUUAAUUUUUUUUCAUGCAGCAACGCUGAAGAAAUAUCAUAAGUUCUUGCUCUUGCGCAAAAGCAAAUCUAGAACGAUAAACGCUAGGAGUAGAUGAUUAUUAGCGAGAAUAUUGUUCUUCUCCCGCGCCUUGUUCUUGAAUGCUCAGCCGGAUUGAUUGUGAACGCGACGAGCUAGUACCAAGUACAAGGAACUAGAGCAUAAAAAACGCGAAUGCGAAAAUACCGGACAACAAAAACCUCGUCCGAAAACACAUACGCUAGGACUAUCAGAUAAUCAUCUAAAUGUAACGAAGAAAAAUGGAGGAUCCGAAGACCUCUAUUUGUUUCCAUCAAAGAGAAGACUAAAGAAGUACUAGCACAAGCUUAUAUCUGCGGGAGAAGAUUAAGGAUUUGAUGUCAUCAAUGAAUAUUGAUUACCUGACUCGGAGUUGUAGAUAAUCGCUAUCACGGAUGCAACGCGGCUAAGAAGAGGACCGACCACGCACAAAAAGUACUACUAGAACAAGUUAAUAGAUGAAUCGGACCGCGACCGCGUUGAUUUGGGGAACAAGGAAUUGCGCACAUAAUACGAAGGGUUCUUCUCCUGAGCUAGAUAAGAAAAUAGUCCUGCUUCAUCAUGAGCUCAGGGGCACGAUUCCUGUUAUACAUUCAUAAAAACCAGCGAGUACUAGAACAACAUGAUGAAGAUCGCCAUUAACGCCUUACCUCAUGCGUAGAAAAGAAGCAUGUGUGAAGAACUUCACACUGAAGUCUUCAGAAGGUGAUGAUGCUCCUGUGUCACUAGUUAAUAUCCUAGUUUUCUUUUCUUCUGGAUGGUUUUUCUUCUUCAUCCGGACUUAUCAAUUGUCGUAGUUCUUUUGGCCCUUCAUUCUAUCUAACACAGCCCAGCACUAGUACAAUAGCCUAGCUACUACUUCCGAACAUCAACAUCUCUCUUACGACCGAAUGAAGCCUCUACUUGUGCUUCUCCUUCAACAGCAAUAAAGAUGUAAUUUAGUUUUCUCGAGCCGAUUUUAUUUUCGACGACACAAUCUAGUUGACUUCCUCUUCAAGCCGCCGACGCCGUAAUAUAGUUCCUAUUUGACUCCUUUGUGCCUCUUUCGAUUUUUUACUUCGUUCUUGUCUGUGUAGUCACGCACUCCUAAUCAGAAACUAUCUGCAGUGCCUGAUCAUACGACUAUACGCAUUGGUACUUCUCGACGACAUAUUCAUCGCACUCUCAGCUUGUUGUGGUUGUGACAAGACAAUUACUAUCAUAUGAAGUUAUUGUUCCAGCACCAGCCUGGUGCCACCAGGACCAGCCAUUUGUGCCUACCGCUUCUACCACAUCGCAUACUCUAUUCCAUCAAAUUUCCUUCACGACAUUACAAUUUCAAGAGCGUGCGAGAAACCAGAAAGAAACCCUUUGAUAUUUGCUUGUUUCACGAAUUUGAAGAAGAUCAUAAUUCUUCAUUUUCACAACAUGUAAAAAAAUGAUGCGCAUUACAGUGUGCCCCUUCAGCUUCAUUGUAGCUGCUUGUUUACGCUCCGCCGGAU
Messenger RNA from Amoebophrya sp. A25, 5152 nucleotides. NCBI's taxonomy places the organism in Eukaryota, Dinophyceae, Syndiniales, Amoebophryaceae. The record is from the annotation of a GenBank genome assembly.